Molecule: messenger RNA, 1221 nt
Organism: Musca vetustissima
Lineage: Eukaryota; Metazoa; Arthropoda; Insecta; Diptera; Muscidae
Product: protein kinase 4-like
Exons: 4
Coding region: 1-1221 (406 amino acids)
Source: RefSeq, a predicted model, not a curated record
AUGGAUACGCAACAAGUAAUGUUGCUGCCACAGCCGCAACAGCAAUCGCCUUUAACCGCCACUUCCACGCUGCAACAAGUGGCAAUGCCUACGUCCCUGAACCAACAGCCUACACCGCAUCAGCCUAAAUGUGCAAUUUGUGGCACAACCCAGAAACUAUUGCGAUGUGCAAAAUGUAAAUGCAUCUAUUAUUGUUCGACAGAUCAUCAGCACCGGGAUUGGCCAACCCACAAACUGGAGUGUCGACAGCUGGCCAAGCAACGACAGAACAAUCAACGAAUGCAACAGUUGACCAAUGGCUGUAGUGCCAUUAAUAUUAACUCGAAUUUUACAUCCUCCACAAAUCCCCAGAUGACAUCUGCCUGCAACAAUGCCUCGUGGAAUUCAUGGUCCAAUAAUUAUCCCAAUCCCGCCAAUAACCUGCAAUAUUCUCAAAACCCGGACGGGUCAUUAAUUCUGGGUACAAAUGAAAAUGAAAUAAUGCACACGAAGGCGGAGACGGUAACACAGAAUUCCAAUUCAGGUGAAUAUAUGGGUAAUUUUGUAAAUUCAACAACAUCCAAUCAGCUGCACGCUAUGCAGCAGGGUGCAGGAGAUCCCAUCAUGUAUAAUAAUGCCGCAUCGGCUAUUGUGGAUAAUAAUCAUCAAUUGGCCGGUAUGACAUCGUAUUAUGUGAAUGCGGAAUCGCAACAACAGCAACAACAACUUCAGCAAUCACAAAGUCAAUUACAACAGCAGCGACAACAACAGCAGGCGUAUUCCGUUCCAAUUGAAUGUCAACAAAAUGUAAUGCAACAACAACGACAACAGCAGCAUCAGCAACAACAAAUGUAUGUGCCUACUCCUCCUUCUCAUCUACAACCACACCCGCAGCAGCAACAACAACAUCAAAUGCAGCAACCAGUGCCACAGUUUAGCAAUCAUUUUGUCAAUCAACAUGAAAAAAGUUCGAGUUAUCAAAUCGGUGCUGCAAGUGUUGGCGAUAACCUUGUCGAGAAUGUCAAUUCAGUUCGAACCAAAACGCAAGAAGAAGAAAAAGAACUCCAAUAUGAAGAAAACGAUGUUAACAAUACACAAACCACAUAUCCGGAGCCCCGUGUUUCCGGUAAACAGGAGAAAUUCUCCUAUGAUUUACCCGAACAGUAUGGCAAUGAUGUGUCGAAAGGAUUUGUAGAAAUGGUUAAAAAGUGUUUUAUGGCUAACAUUUGGUUUGCUGGGUAA